AUGGCACACAUUGCUACCUGUAUGGUCGAGGCUGACCUCGACAGGGCUGCCGGACCUGGAAACGGACACCUGAUCACCGGCCUUAUAACCAAACCUCCUUCUCCCACACCCUCUAGUGACUCGUCCUCAACCUCAUCUCAGGCUUCCGAGCAGAAGCCCCACGUCUGGAGAAUGCAGCAGACCCAGCAGCAGCAGCCCGAUGUCCGGAAGUACCAGCUCUUCCCCAAGGGCAGGCCGCAGCCGGCCCCGGUGACUAAGGCCCUCGACCCCGAACAGGCCAGAGCCUACGCACUUGGGCAAGCCGCACUAUCAGAGAAAGACAAGGAGAAGACGAGCGGCGGCGGUCUUCGUGUCCGCAUCAAGGAGCACAACCUCAUCCGCAGGCGCAAAGUGAGCGUUCCCGAACUGGGCCCCAUGACCACCGUGCAAGAAGUUGCCAUGGACUCUCCAUCCACCUCGCUGACAACACCAAUGUCCUCCACAACGACGCAUUCUGCCGUUGCGCUGCCCACUCCUGUGUCAGCGCCCCUCCACGAUGUGCGAGCAUCGCCCAAACCGUCGGAAGUCGGAGCUUUUACUGGAUCGAGCAGCUUCAACACCACCCCCAAGAAAGAAAUCGAAUCCCGAGCUGUGCCUAUGGGACAUCGCAGAGGGCAAUCAGAAACGGGCAGCAUUAUGGAACGGGGUCGCCCUCGAAAACGAACCGAUCGUAAGGAUGGUUCAGUAUCCGCUCAGCGGGCUGAAUCGGCACGAACUCGUAGCACCGACCAAAAGGCGUUCGAAGAGCUGCCCUCUGGGUGCAAAGCCAGCGAGGCCGCGAAUCAGAUGAACCAGAUAGAGCUUCUGGCUCUUCAGAAGCAGGCCUUUGGCCAAGCCUCUCGAUUCGAGGUUCUCAGAAAAGAAGAUGUCGAGUCAUUGUCAAGGGAGCUCCGACAACUUGAUGAGAGGACUGAAUACCUGCGCCGCACUUACCAUUCGCUGAGGGCCGGUCGCCGCAAUCUCCAUUCACGGAUCUGUCAGUACCUGCGCUCCCCUCGCGUAGCCCGAUUCAGCACCGAUUCCAUGCUUAAGCAGGAAGAGGCUCUCGGCGAGCUUGAUGCUUCCAUCGACGACUGGGUCAACAAGCUGGAACACGCCGAAAACCGCCGUGCUCGCGUGCGCCAGAAGCUCCUGGAACAUGUGGCUGCCGCUGCCAUCCUUCCCAACAUGGGUUGCAACCCCGGCGAGUGA
This is a messenger RNA of Verticillium alfalfae VaMs.102, 1230 nucleotides long. RefSeq lists its product as hypothetical. The record is from RefSeq and is a predicted model, not a curated record. The transcript is spliced from 4 exons. The coding region runs from base 1 to 1230 and encodes 409 amino acids. NCBI's taxonomy places the organism in Eukaryota, Fungi, Ascomycota, Sordariomycetes, Glomerellales, Plectosphaerellaceae.